This is a messenger RNA of Nematostella vectensis (starlet sea anemone), 3727 nucleotides long. Its product is annotated as paladin. The record is from RefSeq and is a predicted model, not a curated record. Lineage: Eukaryota; Metazoa; Cnidaria; Anthozoa; Actiniaria; Edwardsiidae. Bases 576 to 3218 code for a protein of 880 amino acids. The transcript has 19 exons.
CAUGCCAGGGAGGUGAGCAGUGAGGGUCCUGAAGAGGGCUGCUCAGUCGUUCAGAGAGCUGCCGAGCUCCAUCUCUGUCACAGUCCAGAUGAAGAACGACCCUAUGGCCUGAACCGCCUACGUGCAUGUUUACAACUACAGCUUCCAGUGUAUUCACACCUGCUGCUUCGUUGUUCGUCCAACCCCGCAGGACUUUGAGGGUGAUGUCAUGACUUGCGUGUGACUUGGAUUAUAGUGAGGAAGACUUGAGCAGCAUCGUCCUCACUCUCUCUUCCGUUCCUAUCCGUAUCCAGUGGCAAGACAGCUAGUCGAGACGGCUGGAGAUAGGUAGGAUGUAGUGGAUGGCCAUCAGUGCUGUGUGCCGCACUAUGCUCUUAGCGCAUUCCACAAUGCGUUGCCGGAAGUCACCUUCAUGAACGUUUCACCAAUGUGGUUCGUCCGCACAAUCCGCUGAGAUCUAGGCUUCACACGCUAGGGCUGGCAUGCCCAGGACGCACCAAGAACCAAGGUCCCUGGCCCCUCACCUGGUUUAGCCCGCCUGUCGAAGCGGUUUACCGGGGUGUUGGCCGCUGCGCAUGAUACAGCUGCUUGGGGCCACAGGAGCUUUUAGAUGCUUCGAUAUGGGAUCGGCAGCUUCUACUGUUGCUUCGCCACCAGGCUCCCAUCAUAACAUUCAACAAUCGGCGGAGAAUUCCCCGAUAAACUCUGCGCACCGAACAAGAAAAGCCUCAUCUGUUCCCAAAAAACAAUCGAAUGGAUUCAUCGUACUGAGCUACGCACCAACUCACACACCCCUUGUGCGAAAACGAGGGCGAAUUAAGACAGGCUUUCCAGAGCACGGACUCAUACAAGAUAAAUACUUUCUUAUAAAAGAUCAAUUCAAGGGAAUCGAUCGACUAGACACACUGAAGAAAUAUGGCGCGCCAAAUUUUCGCAAAGCAAGUGGUUCGUAUCCCGUUUACGGCAUGGGUCAACCAUCGAGGGACGGCCUAGCAGUUGUGAUAGAGGAGUUAAUAUGCAGGGGACAUAAGGAAAUCGUGUCGUUCAACCUUCGCGAGGAGCCCGUCAUCUUCCUAAGUCUGAAUCACGACUACAUUCCGUACUCGCCACGAGACCCAAACAGCUUGAAAGGGAACAUCGCCAACUACGGCGUGAAGCCCGAGGAGCUUGCGGAGACGGAAAUCAAGAUACGGGAGGAGAUUAUCAAGUUAUCUAUCGAGGAAGGUGGCAAGUUCUAUUUCUAUCACGAUGUGGAUAACUUCGAUAACGAGCCGCACUCAUACAACAUCUCCUAUGAGGAGCACGUGUGUGUAAUGGACGAGAUCUAUAGCAGACAGAUCUUUCUCACUCCAUUCCUCAGAUAUUCUCGCGUCCCUAUCACCGCUACAAACGCCCCAGAGGAGCAAGACUUCGACCAGUUUAUCAACGCCAUCAAAGACAUUCCUCAAGUGAUAGAUGUAAAUUCCGCCGCACCCCUCCCCGCUCUUAUAUUCAACUGUCACGUGGGUCAGGGACGCACCACUACUGGCAUGGUGAUUGGCUGCCUGAUUAUGUGCCAUAGGACUGGCUUCCCGCCAGAUGCAAAUACUAUUCCAGUCUUAAUAGACGAGAACCGCCCAAAUUACGAGAAAGGAGAAUUCCGUAUUAUCCAGCAGCUUGUUAGGAACCUUCCAAACGGGUCCCAAGUAAAACAGGAGGUUGAUGCCGUUAUUGACGUGUGUUCUGACGUCAUGAAUAUCAGGCUCGGGAUAUGCGAGUGCAAACGCAAGCUUGGGGAGAUCAAGGAAGACUACGUAAUAGAGGGACAGAACGCCCGUGACUACUGGAUACGCCGAGGACUGAGUUACCUUGAGAGAUACUUCUUCCUCAUACUCUUUAACGCUUAUCUACACGAGCAGUUUCCACUGGUGUUCUCUCAGACGUUCUGUCGGUGGAUGCGGCACCGACCUUGGAUCUACCGCAUGCUUAGCCACAUAGACAUCAAGGAGAAGGGCGCUACCUCAGAAUUCAUGAUGAGGACGCAUCAGCCUACAUGCCUGGUUGCUGAUGAAGAGUUUGGUAUGGACGUGCUCAGUACUCAGCGAGAAGUUGAGGUAUCUAAUUUUAGAAAAGUACCAGGCCUUCCCGUUUACGGCAUGUGUCAACCGAACAGAAAGGGCCCGGAGAAAGUGAUUGGCCUCCUCACGGGACCCAAGUACGCGCACCCAAGAGUUGUGGUGGUCAACCUGAGGGAAGACCUAGUUAUAGACUGCGAUGGAGAGACCUUCAGUCCGAGAGAACUGAAAAAUAUAUCCGAGCACAUGCCAUACAAAGGAUUGAAUUCAGCGGAAAUCGAGAAAAAAGAAAGCGAGUUGAAAGGAGAACUACUUCGGAAAGGGAAAUCCAGACCUGUACAAGUAUAUGUGGACGUGAAUUCGACCCACGAGACGCGUGAGUUCAGCAGCGUGCUGACGAUGCGUGAGAUGUUCGACGAGCAGAUGAGACACACACCGUUACUCUCAUACUACAGGCUACCCGCGCCUAAAGACAAGGCCAUGGAGGAAAGGGAUUUUGAUCACUUGAUGAACAUAGUGAGUUCUCUUGAGGAGAUCUACACAGACGAGGAUGGUCCUGCGCUUGUGUUUAGUUGCGAAAGCGGAAAAGAACGCACGACAACAGCUAUGGUAGCAGCUUGUCUGAUAUACUGCAACAAAAAGGGCUUCCCUGCAGGGACCAAACCGGACGAGCAAGACCCAGCUUGUGUUCCCAACGCCAAGUACACCCUUGGAGAGUUUUCCGUGAUAAGACACCUGAUGCGUGUACUGCCAAACGGACCGCAGAGGAAGCGGGAGGUGGACUAUUGUUUAGACAAGGUGUCCGAGACAAUGACCCCCAUGCAUUACCACGCCCGGGAAGUUAUUUUCUCCACUUUCCACAAGUACAAAUACGGGUGUUCCGAUGUGCCUCGCGAUGAGAAACUGGACCUUCGCAAGCGCAGCCUCUACUAUCUUGAGCGCUACUUCUACUUCAUUCUGUUCAACACGUACCUGAACAUGGAGAGGCGCUCCAAGUGGGACCGUUCAUUCAGUCAGUGGAUGACCGAGGUCGCGUCUUCGGCGGGUGUCUACGAUAUCCUCGAUAACUUUGGUUUUCACGACUUUGAGAAGACAGAGGAGAGACUACGAGCGCUGCGUUGGAGGUGGAGGGAAAGUUAUCGCGGUAAACCGGAAGAUAACUAAUCGGAACUCAUUUCGGUUACCGGAAGUUAUUGUAACAAACCGGAAUCUACUUAGACCGGCGGUUGCAAGCAUAACCAGAAGUUACCGUAACAAACCGGAAUCUACCAAGACUGACAGUUGCCAGUAUAUUUCCGUCCCGGAAUCUAGCUAAACCGGAAAUUUCAUGGAUAACCGGAAGUUAUGGUUACAAGCCGUCCCGUAAUUAAUCGAGACAACCGGAAACUAACUAAAAAAAAAAAAAAAGAACCAGAAAUCCUAUACCGGAACGAAAAGCAGCGAAAGGCUAAUUUUCUUGAAAAUAUGCUUAACUAGCAAUUUGCAAGAAUUAUCUCAUAAGGAUUUAUCCCAACGUAGUUUGUUAUGCACAUCUAGGGAGAAUCACUGUAUUGAAGAUACAAAACUUACAGUAAGUGGCCCGGGACAUUUAUACAAAACUGACAAAACUGACGUUGGCACGGGGACAGCAUUCGAGAGAGAGCAUUCCUACUUCACGAUAAAGCGAGCUUUAC